UCUUACAGAGAAAAAAAAAAUGAUACCGUAUCACCUGCGGAGAAAAAUGUCUAACUGCUCAUCUUGAACAAGUCAGUCGUCCAUGUUAAAACUCCAAUCCACACUCCAUUGAAGCACAGAUCUGAAAAUCAAAACCUCAUUUUCGUCGAAAGUUACAAGCUUGAUCCCAUGGAUCGUCUUCUCAAAGCCGCGAGAGCCUCUGGUUCUCUCAACCUCUCGAAUCGCUCUCUCAGAGAUGUUCCGAACGAGGUCUAUCGGAGCUUAGACGCAGUUGGUGACGACGAGAAAUGGUGGGAGGCUGUGGAGCUACAGAAGCUCAUUCUUGCUCAUAACGAUAUUGAAGUUUUGAAAGAAGAUUUGAGAAAUUUAGCUCAACUUACUGUAUUUAAUGUCAGCCAUAACAAGCUCACGGUGCUUCCAUCUGCAAUAGGAGAGCUUCCCAUGCUGAAAUCAUUGGAUGUUUCCUUCAAUUCAAUUCAACACUUACCCGAGGAAAUUGGUUCUGCAACUUCUCUUGUCAAAUUUGAUUGUUCAAAUAAUCAGCUUAAGAAACUCCCUAGCUCACUUGGAAGAUGUACAUGUUUAUCAGAAUUUAAGGUAUCAAACAAUAGUAUCACUAGCUUUCCAGAAGAUAUGGCGAACUGUUCAAAAAUGAUGAAACUGGAUGUAGAGGGAAACAAGCUAACAGUGCUGUCUGAGACUUUGAUUGCGUCAUGGAAUAUGCUUACGGAGCUCAAUGCAUCAAAAAAUUUGCUCAGCAGUAUACCAGAUAACAUUGGAAGCCUUUCACAUCUCAUUCGUCUUGACCUCCAUCAGAACAGAAUUUCAGCUGUUCCACCAUCAAUAAUGGGGUGUGGUUCUCUUGCGGAGUUUUACAUGGGGAGCAAUGCACUUGCUACUUUACCAGCAGAGAUGGGGGCGCUUUCUCAUUUAGGGACAUUAGAUCUUCACUCAAACCAGUUGAAAGAGUACCCAGUGGAGGCAUGCAAAUUGCGUCUCUCGGUCUUGGAUCUCUCUAACAAUUCAUUGAGUGGAUUGCCCCCAGAACUGGGGAAGAUGACUAUCCUGCGAAAACUUUUGCUUACUGGAAAUCCUUUACGAACUCUUCGAAGCUCAUUGGUUUCUGGACCUACACAAGCUUUAUUGAAGUAUCUUCGAAGUAGACUUCCACAAAGUCAAGAAUCUGAAGCUACAACUACAACAAAAGAUGAUGUAAUAGCGAUGGCAUCUCGGUUGUCUAUUACUUCAAAGGAACUUUCAUUGGAAGGGUUGGAUUUGAGUGCUGUCCCAGCAAAAGUAUGGGAAUCAGGUGAGAUCAUAAAAGUUGAUCUAUCAAGGAAUUCCAUUCAAGAGCUACCAGUUGAACUUUCCUCGUGCACGUCCCUCCAGACUUUGGUUUUAUCCAGAAACCAGUUCAAAGAAUGGCCCGGUUCAAUCUUUAAGUCACUUCCUAAUCUAGUCUGUUUGAAGCUGGACAGUAAUCCCCUUAAGCAGAUUCCAUCAAAUGGAUUUAAAGCAGUGCCUAUGCUUCAGGUUCUGGAUCUAAGUUGUAAUGCAGCUUCACUACCAGAGCAACCAGCAUUUUCUAGCCUACCUCAUUUACAGGAGCUUUAUCUCAGACAAAUGCACUUACAUGAAGUACCAUCCGAUAUAUUGAGCUUACAGAACCUGCGGAUCCUUGACCUGAGCCGAAAUUCCCUUCAAUCUAUUCCAGUGGGUUUCAAAAAUGCUACUUCUCUCACUGAGCUUGAUCUAUCAGACAAUAGCAUAUCGGCACUUCCACCAGAGUUGGGUUUUCUUGAACCGAGCCUACAGGUCUUGAGACUUGAUGGAAAUCCAUUGAGAAGCAUCCGGAGGACAAUCUUAGAUAGAGGAACUAAGGCGGUUUUGAAAUAUUUGAGGGACAAAAUCACAGAUCAGUAGUUUUUCGUGCCUUGCUCUGGAGAACAUCUGACAUUUCAUCUCCGAAAUCUCCGUUUGAAUACCACAUGCUUCCAUCAAUGACUUGAGUAUGACAUUUGUGAGAUGAAUUUUGGUUGCUGUUUAUUAUCCUUAUUUUCCCUGCAUCAAUGGCCGCGCUAUAGAAUUGUCUCACAAUAAAAAGUUUGACUUAAAGGAGUCCCAUGCUAGCUAUUGUUGUGUCCACACGAGUAAUGCUUUUUCGAUUUAUAACUUUCUUUCUUUCCUGCUCUCUUUUUUAUCUAAUUAAGGGGGCUAUUGUUUGGUUUCUCCUUUUUAUACUUUGUCUCUCCUGAGUGAUAAAGGAUCGAUUUUGGUCAAAGUUAGAGGAUUUGUGUAUGUAUUUAACAACUUCACUCCGAAUUUAAACUCUCUAGUGAAUUAUACAUCUCUUGAAACUAAACAGAUGCUAAUUGAUAGUACCAUUAUGUGGUUUUUAAGUAGCUUAGGUAUCCGAGCUAUCGAUGCCAAUC
Messenger RNA from Morus notabilis, 2432 nucleotides. RefSeq names its product plant intracellular Ras-group-related LRR protein 6. Bases 169 to 1923 code for a protein of 584 amino acids. The transcript is spliced from 21 exons. Gene Ontology annotation, molecular function: protein binding. Lineage: Eukaryota; Viridiplantae; Streptophyta; Magnoliopsida; Rosales; Moraceae. The record is from RefSeq and is a predicted model, not a curated record.